Impatiens glandulifera is the source of this 1660-nucleotide messenger RNA. RefSeq names its product protein DETOXIFICATION 49-like. The record is from RefSeq and is a predicted model, not a curated record. Gene Ontology annotation, biological process: xenobiotic detoxification by transmembrane export across the plasma membrane. The transcript has a single exon. Bases 62 to 1660 code for a protein of 532 amino acids. NCBI's taxonomy places the organism in Eukaryota, Viridiplantae, Streptophyta, Magnoliopsida, Ericales, Balsaminaceae. Gene Ontology annotation, molecular function: xenobiotic transmembrane transporter activity; antiporter activity. Gene Ontology annotation, cellular component: membrane.
AAUCCAGAAAUUCUCUCCUUUUUCAUUCUCUCUCUCUAAAAACAGAGAAUAGGCCGAAAGAAUGUGCCAACAACAUGCCUCACCUCUCCCCUGCAAAUGCGGUCUAGACCAUCCAUACCUUAUCGCAGUUAAGGAAACAGAUCAAUCCGACAUGUUCCAACUUUUGAUCCCCAAAAACCCAACAUCCCACCAACAAGAACCACUCUUGAUCAGCCCAACUUUGCUAGCUCUCAGAGAAGCCAAAUCUAUUGCACAAAUCGCCUUGCCCAUGAUUCUCACCGGUCUCCUUCUCUAUUGCCGCUCCAUGAUCUCUAUGCUCUUCCUCGGCCGACUCGGCCACUUAGCCCUAGCCGGCGGUUCACUAGCUCUGGGUUUUGCAAACAUCACCGGAUACUCUGUUCUCUCCGGUUUAGCCAUGGGAAUGGAGCCCAUAUGCGGCCAAGCAUUCGGAGCUAAGAAAUUCUCCCUUAUUGGCAUUUCUCUACAAAGAACUGUUCUUUUGCUCCUCUUAACUUCUUUCCCGAUCGCAUUUCUCUGGAUUAAUAUGAAGACAAUCCUUUUGUUUUUCGGACAAAAGGAAUCGAUUGCGAUUGAAGCCCAAUCUUACCUGUUUUUCUCUCUACCCGACUUGCUUGCUCAAUCUCUGCUUCACCCACUGCGAAUUUACCUUCGUACCCAAUCCAUAACUCUCCCUCUCUCCUUCAGCGCUUCCAUGGCGACCUUUCUUCACGUACCCAUUAACUAUUAUCUCGUAAUUCACCUUGGAAUGGGUACAAGGGGUGUCGCGUUAAGCUCUGUUUUAUUCAACUUCAACAUGGUAGGAUUCUUAAUAGCCUAUAUACUCAUCUCCCGGAUGUACAAGAAGACUUGGACGGGAUUAUCGAUGCAAUGCUUUAAAGAAUGGAAAUCUCUCCUCUGUCUUUCCAUUCCCAGCUGUAUUUCCGUUUGCCUUGAAUGGUGGUGGUACGAAAUCAUGAUUCUUUUAUGCGGGUUGUUAGCGAAUCCAGAGGCCAACGUCGCAUCUAUGGGGAUUCUCAUCCAAACGACGUCGUUAAUUUACAUAUUCCCGUCUUCUCUUAGCUUCAGCGUUUCGACCAGAGUUGGGAACGAGCUUGGUGCCGGAGAGCCGGAGAAGGCGAAACGGGCUGCUACUAUUGGUCUCUAUUACAGUCUCGUGUUUGGAUUAUGUUCCCUGUUUUUCACGAUAAUGGUUCGGGGAAUGUGGGCGAUGAUGUUUACAAAUGACGGGGAUAUAAUUGCUUUGACGAAGAUGGUUCUGCCGAUAAUCGGGUUGUGUGAAUUGGGGAAUUCACCGCAGACGACUGUUUGUGGGGUUUUGAGAGGGACGGCGAGGCCGGCGGUGGGAGCUAAUAUAAACUUGGGGUGUUUUUAUGGGGUGGGUAUGCCGGUGGCGGUGGGACUGGGAUUUUUCUUGGGGUUUGAAAUGGAGGGAUUAUGGCUAGGGCUUUUGGCGGCGGAGAUGGCUUGCGCCGCCGCGAUGUUGGUGGUGUUGUGUCGGACCGAUUGGGAGAUUCAGGCAGGUAGAGCGAGAGAACUCACCGGAGGAGGAGGAGGAGGAGGUAAUACAGAUGGAGGAAGAGAGGAAGGUGAUAUCAACAAAGACUCUUGUUUUUCUUCAGACCAGCUUGAUUUAGUUUAA